GGUGUCUGACUGUAGAGCUGCUCAUGGAGCAGCUGUGCUAAAGUGAACAGCUGUGCUCAGUUUUUCAGUACAACACAGUGUUCCAACAGUCUUCAUGAUUAAACCAAAUGUUUGAUCAGGUGGUCGUGGUGGUGUGGGUGGAGCUCCUCUAUGUGGGGGUGGGAUUAAAUAUCAUUAUCAACUCUGUGAAAUUAGAUUGGCUCAUUAAGAGACACAUUUGCAAAUUUGGGCAUACACAGAGACAAAAAAAUGUUCAAGACAAAUUGACUCAAUAACUGCAUUAAUAAUAAGGAUAUUUAUUUCUCCAUUUUUGGUUGAAAAGUUUGGUUGGAAAUGUGAUGUUUGUUCUGAUUUCAUCAUGAAGUCAAGAUUAACAUAGUCUCCAGGUUCUCAAGGUUCUCAAGGUUCUCCCAAAGUUUGAAAACUUGCAGAUCUUAGAACAGCUCUGUGUUCACUCUUAACUGACUAUAGAUGUGAUGGACUGGCCACCUGUCCAACCCCACCCUCACCCGUUGACUGCUGUGAUUGGAUCCAGCCCCCCGUGACCUUGAAAGGGAUCAAGAGGUGAAAGAUUGAUAUGUGGAUGAGUGGAUCAUUUACAGACACACAGAGGAGCUGUUCUCUAAAGAAAGUCAAAUGAAUUGGAUACAACAGCCAUUUACACAACGGCCAUUGUUUUGGGGAACAGUAAUCAGUGUGUUCACUUUCACGUUCUUCCUCUAAUUGGAAACAGCAGUGUUUGUUUUCAUCCUCAGGAGCUUUAAUCAAAUGUGACGUCUACAGUACGACUCUGAGUUACUGCCUCAAAAGGACGAUUGAUGGUAGAAGUUCAUUGUCCAAAAUUCUGACAAACAUAAAAAGCUGUGGUUUGGCUAAAGAUUUAUUUAUCCCCGAGGAUCAUCAGUGUGGUUGUAUCAAGGAUAAACAGUGUAAUGAACAGAGUAGAAUGGACUGUUGUUCCCAGUCCUGCUGUGGGAAUCUCUCUGUUCAACCUUUACUAAUAUCCACAUAUUAAUAUAACAUCACAUAGCCAACAUAACAUCCCCUAGUUGUUGAACCAGGGUGGUGGCUCAACAUCUGGGUGGAGAUUUGUACUGCGUCCAAACAGCGUGUCAUCCAGCAGUCACUUCAGGACAUGGAGACAAAAACAGACUGAAGCUCCAGGAGGUUUCUGAGAAGAUCCCUGCCUGGAGCUCACACUCCUCCCUCCUUCGUCCAAACAUUUCGCAGAAUGGUUAACACACCUUCACAGUCGGGGGGUACACACGCUCUCUGGUGUGUUUCAACACCAAGGACAGGGACGUGGAGACGUGAAUUCAUGUUUCUACCAGGAAGAAAAAGAGGAAUCUUGACUUGAUUUUGAGUUGAAUAUUGACACUUUCGUUGGUCAUCCGUGAUUGACUCAGUGAUUUCCCACAGAAUCCUGCAGAGGGCACCUCACCACAGUCAGAUGGACUGAGACAGGCCACUGCUCCUAGUGUACUGUAGAUGAAGUCAAGUUCUCUCCAAAACAGAGAGGACAGGGGAACACUGAUUUAAAUCUGUGGCCAUGACAGAUGUGCAGAACAAAGACUAGUGACUACAAAGACUAACUUUGAAUCAGACCAGAGCCAUGAAACAGAGCAGAUCAUGUCCACUACUCCUGUGUAGUUUAUUAGAGUAGUACAUACACAGUAGCAGGUUGUGUUAUACAAUAUGGCCUAUAAUAUGGUGAACUGAUAAGGGAACCAGUCCAUGUUGGUUACGUAGUGACAUACGGGUUCCAAAAGUUCUAGUAAAGGUAACCCUAGAUAAGAUAAGAGGAAUGUGCGCUGAGGUCCAAGGUGGGACGGUCCUGCCAUGUGAGCGCGCACAGCGCGUACGCGUCUUUUUUUCAUAUCACUCACCGUCCAAGUAAUCCAACCGCUCCACAAGACACGCACGCACUACCACACGUGCACGAGCAUCGACGGACUUCAGAGGAACAUGCGCGCGACGGACACCAUCAAAUGACGCGCGCUUAUCCGUCAGUUCAUUCCAGCCUUGAGAUCCGUGGCGCACUGGAGCCGCGUCUGCAGCCGCGCUGGUUACAGUUACUGUGUUGUGCGUGUCUGUGAGUGUGUGAGUGUGUGUGAGCGUGAGUGUGUGUGCAGCCUGAAUUCAUCUGUUAGGACACACGCUGUAAAAUGAGGCUGGGAAGCAUCAUUGUGUUUGUGGCUCUCUGCUCAUUCACUGCUUAUUAUAUUUAUGAGCCCAUCCCGGAGCCAAUAGGGGAGAAAUGGAAGCUCAUGCUGACCGACUGCUUCUUCAGGAGUCUGGGUCACCUGGCCUACUUCAGUGAGCUCCUGGGGCUGAAGGACUACAUGGGGGUCAUGCACUUUAUCACUGUGGUAGAAAGCGUCUCUCCGGUGUCUGAUAAAUGGGUUCACGUGUCCGUGGAAAAAUUCGAUGGAGUAGAGGUAGUGGUUUAUCAGCCAAAGCAGCAGGGCGGCGACGGUGAGCUGAGGAGAGCUGUCAUAUACUUUCAUGGAGGAGGAUGGUGUGUCGGCGGCACAAGAAUGGCUCCUUAUGACUUUUUGGCCAGACAGGUUUCUAACGACCUGGGGGCAGUGGUGGUCUCGGUGGAAUACCGCCUGUCUCCUGCUCACCACUUCCCGACACCAUUUGAGGACGUGUACCGUGUGGUCAAACAUUUCCUCCAGCAGGGGGUGCUGGCCCAGUACUCUGUGGACCCCAAACGCGUUGCUGUGUCUGGGGACAGUGCUGGAGGGAACCUGGCAGCUGCCGUUACCCAGCAGUUGCAGAAAGAGCCUGGACAACAGAUUCACUUCAAGGUCCAGGCGCUCAUCUACCCUGUCCUUCAGGCUCUGGACCUGAACACUCCUUCCUACCAGCAGAACCAGAACGGGCCCAUUCUUCCUCGGACCCUCAUGGUGCGCUUCUGGAGCGAGUACUUCACCAGUGACAGGGCUUUUUUCAGGGCCAUGAUGACAAACACCCACAACAACCAGGAAUCAGCCCGUCUACUGAAGUUUGUCAACUGGUACGAUUUUCUACCAAAAAGCUACCAUGGGAACUACAGCUACAGUGCUCCCGCUGUGACACCAGGUGGCGCUGGAGAAGCUAAGGAGUUGGAUGCUUUGUCUAAAUCUUUGAUUGACCCCAGGGCGUCGCCCCUGCUGGUUCCAGACACAGAGUUGCAAUCCCUGCCCAAGGCCUACGUCAUGACAUGUGAGUACGACGUCCUCCGCGAUGACGGCAUCAUGUACGUCACACGGCUACGUGCCGCGGGGGUGGAGGUGACACAUGAACACUACGAAGAAGGAUUCCACGGAGCCAUGAUGUUCACCACGUGGCCCACUGACUUCCAGAUAGCACAUCGAAUUAUAGGCAACCUGGUGAAAUGGUUUGAGGAGAACUUGUAGAAAAAAAAAACUCUCUUUCAUUUCAGUUUGUCAGUGAGAACACAGAGGGUACUGUCCCAUCUAAUGACAACGAGCCAACUCCCUCCCUCAUCACUAAAGUUUGUUUUAUGUAAGGUUUUCUUUUAUAUAAGUCGGCUUUGUACAUUGAUUCUUCCCUCUGCAAUAAAUGAAACAUGAACAAA
Molecule: messenger RNA, 3586 nt
Organism: Cynoglossus semilaevis (tongue sole)
Lineage: Eukaryota; Metazoa; Chordata; Actinopteri; Pleuronectiformes; Cynoglossidae
Gene: aadac
Product: arylacetamide deacetylase
Exons: 5
Coding region: 2166-3404 (412 amino acids)
Cellular component (GO): membrane
Molecular function (GO): carboxylic ester hydrolase activity
Source: RefSeq, a predicted model, not a curated record